Molecule: messenger RNA, 1713 nt
Organism: Rhagoletis zephyria (snowberry fruit fly)
Lineage: Eukaryota; Metazoa; Arthropoda; Insecta; Diptera; Tephritidae
Source: RefSeq, a predicted model, not a curated record
GUCCGUGUCAGCCAAGAUCAGGAGCACUUUUUGUUGAAUCCUUUUGGCCUGCAGUACCACGAAGUGACGGCGUCUUCUCUACUGAAAGUCGACAUGCAAGGCAACAUCAUCGACCCUGGAUCUACAAACUUUACCUUCAACAAAGCUGGAUACAUGCUUCAUUCAGCAAUUCAUCUAUCACGCCCUGAUAUUAAAGCUGUCAUUCACCUUCACCACCCAGCUUGUGUUGCAGUGUCUGCCAUGAAGCAAGGUCUGCUGAUUUGCUGUCAAGAGGCAGCCAUUCUAGGACCGGUCAGUUACCACGACUACAGGGGCUUAGUAGUCGACGAAGCAGAGCGUGAAUCGAUUGCCCGCGAUUUAGGGCCAAACAAUAAGGUACUGAUACUUCGCAAUCACGGCGUGGUGACCGGUGGCGAGACGCUAGAGGAGGCACUCUACCUGAUGACCAACCUGGUGCUCGCAUGCGAAACUCAGAUCAGACUGGCCCAGGUAGGCCUGGAGAAUAUUCGCCUGCUGCCUGAAGAGGCCGUCGAACAGGUGCGAACGGCACUGAAAGACGCCGGCAGCGGUGUGCAAGGACUCAACAAGACUGGCGAUCCGGCUGAACUGGAGCGACAGCAACAGGCGAGACAGGCGGCCGCCGCUGGAGGUGCCAAAAAGUGGAAAAUCUGGGAUCUGGAAUUUGAAGCACAGAUGCGAAUGCUGGACAACUCGGGUUUCCGGACUGGUUACAUCUACCGGCAGCCUCUGCUACGCGCUGAAUCCACCCGAACGCGCUCUGACGUGGAAGUGCCCCCGACGGCAUCUUCGCAUGGCAAUGCCUUUGACGAGGACAAGUGGCUGUCUCCCUUGCGCAAGCUGGUGGCGGGAAAGAAGACGCAAGACAAGCUGAACUGGGUCAACUCGCCCAACGUCUACCAGAAGGUGGAAAUGCUCGAGACGGGCACUAUUGACCCGAGAAAGAUCACUAAAUGGCAAAUUCAGCAAGACGGCUCGCCUGCUCACAGCACGCCGAUCAAGAUCGACAGUCACAGCCAGUUUGUUCCCGUUAACGGAGGUGAUCCAAAUGAGUUCAAGCGCAAACAGCGAGAGAUGAAGGAAGUUCGCAUGAAGAACAUGAUCACUAGCGGUCCGCAAAGUCACAUCCUCGAGGGCGUCAACUGGGAGGAGGCACGGCAGUACGCCGCCAGCCAGGUGGACGGCACUGCCCCGGCCAAUCACGUGGUCAUGGUGGGCGCCGCCUCGAAGGGCAUCAUUCAGCGAGACUUCCAGCACAAUGCUACCGUCUACAAGAGCGCAUACGCGAAGAACCCAUUUGAUAAUGUGACCGAGGAGGAGUUGGCCGAAUAUCGACUACUUAUCGAGCGUAAAAAUCGCGGAGAAAUAGUUAAUGAAGACCAGAUUCCAGAGAAUGUGAAGCACCUUCUGGCGGAGCCAAUAUCCCUGCAUCAUGAUUCGCGCGACAUUGCUAGUCCUACUUCUCCUACAUCGCCACUAUCUGAUGAAGAAGCUGAUGGCACCAACGUCAACGGAGAACACGACAAACAUGAGAGGAGCAGUAAAGAGGGCUCUCCUGUGAAAGAAGAUAAGAAAUCGAAAGAAAAAGAGAAGAAAGAGAAAAAGAAGGGCGGCAUUCGAACGUCAUUUUUCAGCAAGAAGAAGUCCAAAAAUAAGGACAAGGACGAACCACAUGCAGUGGCUGCUUCCAACUAA